AUGGCUUCAUCAACGAUAAUUACAACACUAGCCAUUGUUCAACAACAAUUAAUUCGUUAUGGUUGCUCGGCAUGGAUCAUAUUCGGUGUACCAGGUUGUUUACUCAAUGUCAUUCUCUUGUCACGACGACAAUUUCGCGUAACAUCAUGCUGUAAUUACUUUUUGGGCGCAUCAACAAUAUUGAUCAUAACUAUAGCUUUGAGUUGUGGUACUUAUCUCUAUUCACUCAAUCAUCCAGAUCCAAUUACAACAAUACGUGCAUUUUGUAAGGCACGUCUCUAUAUAUUGCAGUCAACUAUGAUGAUGGGACGUUGGAUGAUAACUAUGGCUUGUCUCGAUCGAUAUGCAUUAAGUUCAAGAAAUGUUCGUGUACGAAGAUUUGCACAAGUACAUGUAGCACGUCGGGUGAUUCUUAUUGUUAUUGGCGUUUGGCUUGUCUUACCUAUUCAUACAUUAAUAUUCUAUGAGAUACGUGAAGCGGCUGGUAUUUGUGCUAUCGUAUAUAAUCGAGCAGCGGCACUCUAUCACAGUAUCUAUUUGUUAACUACGGGGGGUAUCUUUCCUGCAACAAUUAUGAUUGUAAGUGCUUUACUCAUUCGACGUAAUCUUGCAACCAAACGAGAUAUACAUGAACAACAGAUACAUGCUAGUAUUCUUUCUACUCAACAAAGUACUAAUACACAUCUUCAGCGUACACGUGAUCAAAAUGCAUUAGCCAUGCUAUUUAUACAAGUCAUUGUUUAUUGUAUUGUUCAAUCACCUCAAUUUAUUUAUACACUUUACGCUGCUAUAACUAGUAAUGUUCCAAAUAAGUCACCUGAUCGUUUAGCUAUUGAAAAAUUUGCAUUUUUUUCCGCUGAAUUAUGUGUGUUUCUAUUUCCUGUUUCAGCAUUCUAUUUAUAUAUAUUAGCAUCGGGUACUUUUCGAAUUGAACUAUUUAAUCUAGUACAUUCAUUAUUCAUAAUAUGUUUCGGACGUUGGAAUAUUCGCGUUGUACCUAUCAGAAAUAUGGCAAAUGCUGUUACAGAACAGAAUGAGAUACAUACGGCUUCUCAAAUAUUAUCCUAUAAAUUAAAAAGGGCAAACCAUCAACUCAUGGAGCUGCCUAACAUAAUGUCUGGUGUGCAGAUUAAAUAG
Molecule: messenger RNA, 1137 nt
Organism: Rotaria sp. Silwood1
Lineage: Eukaryota; Metazoa; Rotifera; Eurotatoria; Philodinida; Philodinidae
Source: the annotation of a GenBank genome assembly